This is a messenger RNA of Synchytrium microbalum, 1161 nucleotides long. RefSeq lists its product as uncharacterized. The record is from RefSeq and is a predicted model, not a curated record. The transcript is spliced from 9 exons. Bases 1 to 1161 code for a protein of 386 amino acids. Lineage: Eukaryota; Fungi; Chytridiomycota; Chytridiomycetes; Synchytriales; Synchytriaceae.
AUGACUAUAUCUUCGCUUCAACGUGUACUGGAUGAUGCUGUUGUGUCUGACUUAGUGGGAGUAGCUGGUAUCGUAUACUACAAUGGAAAAGUCAUUUUCGAAGGAGUUGCUGGCAAUCGCUCAUCUGCAGGAGACGAAAAGCUAAAGAUCACGGAUCAUUUUCGUAUUGCGUCAAUGACAAAGGCUAUUACAAGUGUUGCCAUAUUGCAGUUGAUUGAAAAGGGGAAACUGGUCCUUGACCAAGACUCUGGAACCAUUUUGUCGUUUAUGAAAGACAUUCCAGUUCUUGAAGGAUUUGAUGCUGACAAGAAGCCUAUCUUGAGACCUAAAAAAGGACCUGUUACCAUUCGGCAAUUAUUGACUCACUCGGCUGGUUUAACAUACGGCUUCUUGAACGGAAUGGAUGGCGAAUACUAUGCCAAUACAGGGUACGCACCUAUUGGUGCCGGCAAGAGAGCCGCUUUCGCGAACAUAUUCCUUGCUCGAGACCCAGGCACGCAAUGGGAAUAUGGAAUCAACACGGACGUAUUGGGACUCGUUGUUGAAAAAGUAACUGGGCAGUCAUUGGCUGUGUACAUGCUUGAAAAUAUCCUCAAUCCUCUCAAGAUGAACUCUACUGGCUGGAAGGCUGCUACCUAUGCUGACGAUCUCGUACCGGUACAUGCAAGACUUCCAGAUGGUAGCCUUGCUGUAAUCCCCUUUGAAUUCCCUCAAGACUUUGACUUUGAAGCCGGAGGAGGAGGAUUAUACUCCACCGUUCGAGACUAUAUUCGAUUUGCUUCGAUGAUUUUGAAUAAAGGAACUUUGGACGGUGUUCAGAUCUUAAAGGCUGAAACAGUUGCGCUUGCAUCACAAAACCAUUUGGGAGAUCUCCGACCUAUGGCUCUAAAGUCCUACGACAAAACUCUCACUCUGGACAUUGAUUUGAUGUCUGGAUAUGAGACGACUUGGGGUCUGGGAUUCUUGAUCAACACUGAAGACAUACCCAAUAUGAGAUCAGCUGGAUCUCUAGCUUGGGCUGGAAUCUUCAAUACCUACUUUUGGAUUGAUCCCAAAAACAAUGUCACAGCUGUUUUUGCUACUCAAUUGCUGCCAUUUGUUGAUACCAAGGCAGUGGAACAGUUUACAAAGUUUGAACGUGCAGUGUAUGUGAUUCAGUGA